This is a messenger RNA of Orbilia oligospora ATCC 24927, 348 nucleotides long. RefSeq lists its product as uncharacterized. NCBI's taxonomy places the organism in Eukaryota, Fungi, Ascomycota, Orbiliomycetes, Orbiliales, Orbiliaceae. Bases 1 to 348 code for a protein of 115 amino acids. The transcript has 2 exons. The record is from RefSeq and is a predicted model, not a curated record.
AUGGGGUGGCAGGGCCGGGGGCAGACCAGAACAAAGCAGCAGAAUGGAAGGGCCGCAACGGGGUGGCAGGGCCGGGGGUUGGGGAGCUUGGACGAGGCACCUUUUGUUCUUCGGUCGAUGUUGAGGAGGCUAGCUUUUGUUCACGGUCGUGGAGAGCUCGAGAGGGGGGGUGAAGACGAGGAAGACGAGGAAGACGAGGAAGAUGAGGAGGGGGGGCAGGGGGGGGGCACGGCCUCAUCAGAUGACGACGAUCUUUUCAACCGUUGUUAUCGACAAACAAUCAUGAUCCUUCUUUGGAUUUUCGGAUCUUACAUGGCACCAACUUUGACACCGACGUUUUAUUUAUGA